Messenger RNA from Cladocopium goreaui, 519 nucleotides. Lineage: Eukaryota; Dinophyceae; Suessiales; Symbiodiniaceae. The record is from the annotation of a GenBank genome assembly.
GCUGGCACGCACUCUCUGUCCUUCAGCUGCCUUGCGAACGCACCUGGUUUGUACUCCUUGCCCGCAGCAAAAGCAUACUCCGAGAAGCAUGCGGAGGUGAUGGGUUUGAGUGGAGCGGCUUCUUUCCUUGUGGAGGAGACAGCAUCCACUUCCAACGCAGUGUCAGCGAUGCAGCUUCGAGAAUACCGCGCAUCAGUUUGGCGUGCUUUCAAGGUCAACUUCACUGAAAGCUCUGGCUCCUUGGCACCGAUAGCUUGCCCAAAGGCUUGCCCUCCGGCCGGGAGCUGCAAUGUGGCAAAAGGUCGAUGUGAGUGCGCUUCGUCGUCAGGAGAGAUGCUGCCCUGCGAAGAAGUAUCUGCAAAGGUUGAGGCACCUUUCUCGAAGUUGCUCGGCCCAAGCAAACAAGACCGCACGAAGGAGGACUUCAUACCUCCCCAUGGUGGAAAUCUGCGGCUUCCAGAGGACACUCCGAAGGCCAACAUGCCAAGCACACAAGUGGUCAUAGCGGGGCUUCUCUUU